Drosophila willistoni is the source of this 1691-nucleotide messenger RNA. It is a transcript of the gene Cyp12b2, whose product is annotated as probable cytochrome P450 12b2, mitochondrial. Gene Ontology annotation, molecular function: oxidoreductase activity, acting on paired donors, with incorporation or reduction of molecular oxygen; heme binding; iron ion binding. The transcript has 6 exons. The coding region runs from base 20 to 1660 and encodes 546 amino acids. NCBI's taxonomy places the organism in Eukaryota, Metazoa, Arthropoda, Insecta, Diptera, Drosophilidae. The record is from RefSeq and is a predicted model, not a curated record.
AACUAGAAUAUUAAUAAAGAUGUGGAAUAAUGGCAAACAACUUUUUGCGUAUAAUAGGCACGGUUAUCAGCUGUUUCAGGGUACUGGAACUGUAAAGGAGAGAAAGCUUUCAAUAAAUACGGUACUUGGUCAGCAGGACCAUUCGGCUUUAAUAGACAAGACCCCUCCACGAAAUGAUGCAAAAUGGCAGGAAGCGAAACCUUAUAAUGAAAUGCCUGGACCUAGUAAUUGGCGGUUGCUAUCGUUCUUCUUGCCAGGCGGUGAGCUCCAUAAUACGAAUCUCAUUCAAAUGAAUCGUCGUUUGCGGGAGUUGUAUGGAGACAUCUAUCGCUUUCCUGGCAUGAUGGGCAAAGCGGAUGUGGUUUUCACCUACAAUCCGGAAGACUUUGAGGUGACCUACCGCAACGAAGGCAUUUGGCCCAUACGCAUUGGUCUUGAGAGUUUUAGUUAUUAUCGCAAAGUGCAACGUCCUGAUAUAUUUAAUGGCAUAGGUGGACUUGUUUCAGAACAGGGCAAGGACUGGGCAGAUAUACGAAAUAAAGUCAAUCCGGUUCUCAUGAAGGUGCAAAAUGUUAGACAAAAUCUAGCUCAACUUGAUCUAAUUGCCAAGGAGUUUAUAGACAAAUUGGAGACCCUAAGGCAUCCUAAGACCCAUACCCUCCAGGCUGAGUUCCAUGAUCAGUUGAAAAUGUGGGCUUUUGAAUCGAUUAGUUUUGUGGCACUCAAUACACGCAUGGGUUUGCUAAGCGAUCAGCCUGAUCCGAAUGCUGCCCGUUUGGCUAAGCAUAUGACGGAAUUUUUCAAUUAUAGUUUCAAGUACGAUGUCCAACCAUCGAUAUGGCCGUAUUACAAGACUCCCGGGUUUAAGCGUUUUCUCAAGACCUAUGACAACAUUACAGAGAUCACAACCAACUAUAUUGAGGCAGCCAUUCAACGUUUCGAUGCCACUGGUAAUGGUAAGAAUAAGUGUGUCUUGGAGCAGCUAUUGGGCCUAAACAAACAGGUGGCUAUGGUCAUGGUCAUGGAUAUGCUAAUGGCAGGCUUAGAUACGACCUCAUCGGCAUUUAUAACCAUACUCUAUCAUUUGUCGCGUAAUCCCUUGAAACAAGAGCUUCUUCAAGAAGAAUUGCAGCGCAUUCUGCCCCAUCCCAAUGAUCCACUGACCGAGGAGAAUACCAAGAAUAUGCCUUAUCUCAGGGCCUGCAUCAAGGAGGGACUACGUAUAACUUCAAUAACACCUGGAAAUUUUCGCAUUACCACCAAGGAUCUGAUACUUUCUGGCUAUCGUGUGCCUCGUGGCACUGGUGUACUUAUGGGUGUGCUAGAGCUCUCCAACAGCGAUGAGUAUUUCCCCCAUAGUGCGGUAUUUCUACCCGAACGUUGGCUUAAAGCUGCCCCACCCGAUCAACCGGAUGUUCAAGCCUGUCCAGAAGCUCGCUCCCGUAAUCCCUUUAUAUAUUUACCCUUUGGCUUUGGACCACGUACCUGUAUUGGUAAGCGGAUAGCCGAAUUGGAAAUAGAAACCUUGCUAAUUCGUCUACUACGUUGCUACAAAGUCAGUUGGCUGGCUGAGGAACCACUGCAAUACGAGAGCACAAUCAUAUUGGCCCCUUGCGGGGAUAUACGUUUUAAGUUUGAACCCAUUGCAACAACUUUGUGAUAACAAAAAUCAAGAUAUUUAUAUAUAGAAA